Messenger RNA from Homalodisca vitripennis (glassy-winged sharpshooter), 2594 nucleotides. RefSeq names its product integrator complex subunit 13 (gene asun). The record is from RefSeq and is a predicted model, not a curated record. Gene Ontology annotation, biological process: centrosome localization; regulation of mitotic cell cycle. The transcript has 13 exons. The coding region runs from base 203 to 2266 and encodes 687 amino acids. Lineage: Eukaryota; Metazoa; Arthropoda; Insecta; Hemiptera; Cicadellidae. Gene Ontology annotation, cellular component: integrator complex.
GAUUUUACUCUAUGAUACAGUGUUGUAUUAUUAUUGUUUUUGUUAACCUCAAUAAUUUAUUUAAUCAUAAUUAUAGAAUUCUGUUAAGUAGACGGUAUGGAUUUUACUCAAAGACCUGAAAUAUUUUAUAGAAUAUGACUCCAAAAUAUAAUACUUUUAGACAGUUGAUAUAGGUUCAAAGAACAAUUCAAGAACAUUAAAGAUGGCUUCAUUAAUAAACCAGCAAAUGUAUCCUCCAAGUCAUAAAACUGUAUUUGUUUUGGAUCAUACACCUUAUUUUGGGAUCUCAAGUGAAGAGUUAUUAGAGUUUGACUUUACAAAAGCACGUGGGCCUGGUUUUAUACCUCUGGCACCUAUAGUAAAGUCAUUAUGGACAUGUAUAGUCGAAGCAGCACUGGAAUACUGCAGAGCUGUUUGGGAUAUUUUUCCUCAACACAACAAACUUAUCAGAUUUGUUGUAAGUGACACCCAAGCUCAUGCUUUGAAUGAAUGGAAUACUACACAACAAAAUACAGGUUUUCUGCUGAAUGCACUGUCAUCUGUGGGAAUUCCCCCAAGAGCAGGUGGAGGUGACUUCUCCAUCAUACAUGGGCUACAACGAGCCGUACAGGCCAUGUGCGAAUGUUCCGAGGCUCAGCAUGAGAAACGUACUGCUCUCAAUGAAAAUGCCACCAAGGUAUUAAAUCGGGGCAGAGUGAUCUGUCUAACUUCUGCUCGAGAUAAUGCUUCAAUAAAAAGUCUGGAAGAGAUCUUCCAAAGUGAACUGGUUCAAGCCAACAAAGUAGCAGCUGCUUCUGAUCAUCUGAUCCCAGUUCACCACUGCCAUCUUGUGAUCAUCAAUGUGUUUCCCAAUAAUUUGGACGCUGUCGCUGUCACUCCUCAUCCUGUCAUCAAUGUUUCUAACAUGUUGAGUGCAGAAGUUCACUGUGCUAAGGCAGCAGGGCAAGUAGCAAGCAGGCUGUCUCACCUCAUACUUUCGCAUUAUGACUUAGCAUCUACUACAGUCACAGGAAUACCUAUGAAAGAAGAGCAGAAUGCUAGCUCUAGUGCUAAUUACGAUGUUGAGAUUUUUCAUUCUUCUCAAGCACAUACUACACUCUUGGGAAACGCUGCUGAUACUGCUAUAGUGAAAACACAAAAGGAAGGUGCAGAUUAUGAGACGGUAACUCUUAAGUGGUGUACCCCUCGGGGUAUGUCGCCCUCCGAGGUUCACAACUGCACUUCAAUGUUUAGAAUUACACCUGUUGACGUUAACAGCCGGCCAUCGUCUUGUUUAAUUAACUUCUUGCUGAAUGGACGCUCCGUGAUGCUGGAGAUGGUGCGGAGAGGUGGAGGUAAGGUGAUGUCUCACCUCCUGGCAGCUCAUGGAGGAGAGAUCUUCAUUCACAGUCUGGGCACUGGCCGCAGCAUCUUGGAGGAUCCUCCGUCCAUUAGUGAGGGCUGUGGUGGCCGUGUUACCGAUUACAGGAUCACUGAUUUUGGCGUUUUUAUGCAACAAAAUAAAAUUGUGCCAAUAAGGAGAAAAGAAAAAGGAUCUGUCAUGUCACCAAAUGCAAUGGUGAAAGCCAGGUUGGAGAAACUGACAAAAUACUGGCCCAUUACCAUAUCGUCAACAUGCAUAUUUAACUUCAAACAGUAUACAGAGCCUCUCCUGAGCCUGAUGGUCAAGGAUACACUGACAGAGGAGGAAGUGGUCCAGUGUAAACAGUGUAUCUAUUCCCUCAUAGGUUUGGAGGCUAAACAUGAACCUCUGCAAACACCAAACGUUGGCCAAAGAGGAAAAGGUCCUAAAAGAGAGGAGCAAUACAGACAAAUGUGGACAGAAUUGGAAACAUAUCUAAGAGCUUACGGUCAAACUGAACAACACACUAAGGUACUGCACUGUCUCCUGGAGUGUAGAAACAAAGAUGAUGACAAAAUCAAAGUGGAAAAGGUUGAAACGAAUCAUGUACUUAGAGAAAUUGAGAUUAGCAAGGAUUCAUCAUGUUCAAGAUCAGGCACACCAACUCUGAUAGAACGGGCAAGUGUUAUUAGAGCAACAACUGACUCACCUCUCUCUCCUCCUCUCCAGUCAUCGAGAGCAAAACCUUAUCCUAGGAAUCUUCUUGAGAUCUGGAUAGCAAGAAAUACAAAACCAAAGAGGCCAGACUUCGCUGGACGUUUGAGUGCAGAACCUUUAGGCAAUAGAGGAAGUAUUGCACGACUUUAUCCGAAUCUGAAAAGUGAAUCAAACACUUCUGGUCCUUCUGCAAUGGAGACAAAUUAACUUUUUUGUACAAUUUUGUAAAUAAAUAAAUAAUGAUCAUAAGCCUUUUGUAAGAAGAUAUUUUUCUGAUUAUCUAUUUUUAUCAGUUCUGUUCAAUGUGAUUUUUAUAUAUAUUGUAGAGGAAAAUACAACUGUAAUUGUUACAAAAUCAAGGUAAAAGUGUCGAGUGUUCUAGACUAGUUCUUGUAUUAUAUUACAACGACUGAUAAUUUAAAAGUUUACUAAAACCUCAAAGUAAUGGUUUAUAACGUGUCUUUCACUUAGGUGUUUAUACACAUUAUUGUACAGUUUAAAAAUAUUACAGAAUUAUUAAAUUGAUUGCAUCAAA